UGAUAAACAGUACACAUUUUUGUGGUAAAAUGAUAGAAAGUACAACAAAAGCAGUGACACGGGGUUGUUUUUCACAUAAAAGCAAUGGUUACACCGUUGAAGCCUGUGCUUGUCAAUCCGUGCCCGGUGAAAUUCCUUGUAAUUCAUCAAAGAGAAUUAAAAUUGAAGUGCCAUUAGUUUUAACGGUGGGGUUAGUCAUGUUGUACCAUUAUGUCAUGGUUGGUAAUACUGUGGAUGAGUGGGAUGAACAUCUGGAUGGUUGUUUGUAAACUGGAGCAUGUAGUUAUGUACUAUAACCAAUAAGUUUGUAUCUUUUAUAUAUUAAGGAAUACCAGUGAAUUUUAUAACGUAAAAUGAACAGUGAAUAUUACUCAGCAGUAUAUACGUGGUUUGAUAAAUGUGGCAUAAUAUCUAAUGUGCGUACACACUUACGGCAGAAUCUAAUAAAUGCAUUGAAAGGAAUCAAACCUUCGUUCUCUUUGCGUGAGAAUACUACUCCAAAAUCUGCAAAUCAAUAUGUGCAUGAUUUAUUAAUAGCGGAGUACUUGUGGAACCGUGAUUACACUUAUUCCCUUUCUGUGUUCGCAAGUGAGGUUCCAUUGCUUGUCAAUUUUCGAGAUGAGCCACAUGCAUCAGACUCUACUGACACUAAUCCACAAAAGUUAAGAGACGAUUAUGUUUGUCAUACUUUGGAGACUUUAGGAAUACGGGCUGAUAGUGUAGAAGGUCAGGUCAUUGUUGAUGACUAUGGGAAGAGCAAUGAUCCUCUGUUACUUUGUAUAUUAAAAUGUCUUUCAAGCAUCUCUAUGAAAAAAUCUAAAGUUAUUUGGUAUGAUAGAGAAACACAGACCACAAAUGAUGGUUACUCCAAGCUUGUAGCGAUCAAGAAAAAGUUAGUGGCGCAAAAAGAAUCUUUUGAGAAGCAGCUUAGUGAAAAGGAGAAUAAGCUACGAGAACAGGCGCAUCUCGUGAAUCAACAACUUGAUUUGCUUAAUAAAAAAUUGGAGCAAGCACAGGCAUUAAUGCUUGCCGUUGAAACAAAAGAAAAAGAAUUGACAGAUGAAAAAAGAAGAAAUUCAGAGAGAAUAUUUCAUAAAGAAAUGGAACUUUCGAUUAAAGAGAAUUUUCUAACACAAGAAUCAGAACGCUUAAAAAAAGAACGUAACAAUUACCAAAGGUUCGAAAGCAAUUUAAAGAAGUUACAAGAUGAAUUAAAUAAAGUGAAGAAGGACAUUCCAUCCAAUGAAAAUAAUUCACCAAUAACUCAGGAUGUAAAAGUACAAACAGAAACCGAAUUUAGUUCCAUAGACGAGGAAAGAAAAUUACUAAACAAAGAGAAGCAGGAAUUAGCAAGUCUGGUACGAGAGCAAAAGUCCAGAAUUGAAGAACUGACUUUACGUGCUGUUCAAUUAUCUCGACAAUUGGAAGAAGCACAUUUAAUAAAAUCAACUACAAUCGACGUUCCAAUUAUUAAAGCGAAUACUAUAGUCAGUGAAAGCAGUUCCACUGAAGACAUUUUACUGGAUGCGAAAAUGCGUCUUCGAAGGCUUGAAGAGGAAAGUUUAAGGGCCAAUCAAUGUUAUAUUAGUUGUAUGACAAAUUCAUUGCAGUGAAUCAAAUUCAGUAAAACAAUUCUGUAGAUAUUUAUUAAAUAUCAAAGCCUUACUAUUGUCUGGCCAGAAUAAUUAUUUAUUUUUAACAUAUCAUGCACCUACUGCGUAUGCAGAUGAUGCUUUAAUAAAAACUUUAGCCGUGACA
Messenger RNA from Cephus cinctus (wheat stem sawfly), 1758 nucleotides. RefSeq lists its product as uncharacterized. Lineage: Eukaryota; Metazoa; Arthropoda; Insecta; Hymenoptera; Cephidae. The record is from RefSeq and is a predicted model, not a curated record. Gene Ontology annotation, molecular function: protein binding. The coding region runs from base 354 to 1613 and encodes 419 amino acids. The transcript has 5 exons.